Moneuplotes crassus is the source of this 2279-nucleotide messenger RNA. The record is from the annotation of a GenBank genome assembly. NCBI's taxonomy places the organism in Eukaryota, Ciliophora, Spirotrichea, Euplotida, Euplotidae.
AUGUUUUCAUCGACUACUUUUACUUAUACCUUCAAUGCAUUCGAGACAUAUGACCUUCAGAUUGACUGGAACGACCAAACACAAGGUGCUGCUUUGAAGCUUUCAUGGGACUGUGGAUCUGGAAGCACAGUUAUCCCAUCAAAAAAUUAUGAAACCACUAACGAUAUUGGAGGAAGCCCUUUACAAAUUUCUGUGGGCUGUAUAGAUAAAUAUGAGCAGACUCCAUCAACUACUGAUCAGUGUAGACCCAUCUGUGGAGAUGGCUUUGUCAUAGGAACUGAAGCCUGUGAUGACAACAACAUAGUUAAUGGAGAUGGCUGCAAGUCCGAUUGCACUGCUGUAGAGUCAAGCUGGGUUUGAUCUGGAGGCUCAUCAACAUCUAAAAGUGUUUGAGAAGAAUGCACUCAGGGCUUCUAUCAAAAUGACCCAUCUAACCCAACCUACUGAGUGACUAGAUGAGGAGACGGAUACAGAGUAGGCACUGAAAUUUGUGACGAUGCCAAUACUGUUGAUGAAGACGGAUGCAAGUCAGACUGCUCUGUAGAAUCUGGAUAUGUGUGAACUGGAGGAAAUUCUACCAAUCAAGAUUCAUGAGUGUUGUGUUCAACUGGAUUUUAUCCAAACGACUCAGUGCAACCAACUGAAUGAAUUACUCAAUGAAAUGAUGGAUACAGAGUUGGUUCAGAAGCUUGAGAUGACGGCAACACUAUUGAUGGUGAUGGCUGAUCCUCUGAUUGAAAUAAAAUUGAGCUUGCAUGGAAAUGAGAUACUUCCUUUCCAAAUGUAUGUAUUAGAGAUUAUAAAUCUGUCCCUAUGAGUUCCAGUGAAAAAUCAACACAAGCUGGAACUUUAUGUAUUAUUGCAAUUGUAGUUUACUUGAAUCUUAUUGGAGGAUCUCUAAGUAGCUCAUCAACAAACUCUAUACUAUCUUCAGUGAACCAAUUGCAGUUAUUGAUUUUAUUCUUACUCUGAGACAUCUUUAUACCUCUCAGAGUUGUGACCUAUCUGAGAACAUUGACAUCUUCUAUGAUUAAUAUCAACAUUAACUGGAGUUUCUUCAUAGUGUUCAGAAAAAUCUCCGAUUGGUUUGACUAUCCCCAAGAUAGGGCUGAUUUUGAUACAAUAGAGAUCAGUUCUGGAAGCUCCCUCAUAAAUUUAAAUACUAUAAUUGGAGCAUUCAUCUUAUACAUCAUUAUCCACGUCAUUUUCUGGUUCAUCAGAAAAUGAGUUAGGAAGUCUAAAUAAACUCUUGCCAAAGCUAGUCAAGAAAGUGUACAGAAGUUUCACAUUUGGUAUGUAUGUAAUCCUAGUCUUUGAAGGCUUCAUCAGCCUGUGUUUAUGCUCCUUCUCUGAACUAGGAAGGUACAAAGUAAAUGCAACUGGGGCAGAAAGAAACUCAUUCUACUUCUCUGUGUUCUUUACUCUGAUUUGCUUCGCUACUAUUUUCCUCAUCCUGUUAUUAUGGGUCCUGAUCAAGCCAAUACAACUAAACGCUAGGUGGUUCCUUCAGAAAGAACUGUACGAUGGGAUCAAGCUCAAAAGAUGGGCCAGGCUGCAGCCAAUUAUGUUCCUAGUCAGGAGAGCGAUCCUCUGCCUGAUGAUAAUCUUUGGAAGAUCCUUUCACAGAACAUUAUUCAUGAGCGCAUAUUUCUUGGUAAACCUAGCGCAUUGAGUACUGAUAUGAUGCAUCAGACCAUUUCAGAACACUUCUGAAAACAUUACAGACAUUGGAAAUGAAAUAUUUAUGACAACUUUCUGCUUAUUCUUGGUCUUCCAUAACUCAGAGAGUGACUGGAAUGACACAAAAGUAACUAUAUUCUACUGGAUGCUGGUCAUGAACAACGUAUUAGAUGCAAUGUUCUCCAUAGGUAAUUUAUUGCUUAUAUUUAGCCAUGUUCAUUUACUCACUCUGUACUUAUGUGUCGAAGCCAAAGCUGACCUUAGAGCAGAAGAUUAUGAAGAUCUCACCACGGAAAAUUAGAAGGAUGGAACUACAUGUUGCUAAGUGCUUACCCAAGAGAGAUGAAAAUACUGAUCUCCGCUGCUAUAAAUACAGGGACAAACCUGUUAGAAGAGAAGGUCAAAGCUCCUAUGUCUCUAAUCCAAGCCUUUUAAAGCUCAAUAGAUGCUCUUAGAGCAUGCUAAAUUAUAGAGGCUAUCUUGGAUGGAGCAGGCUAUAGAGUAGAAAAGAUCCUCAAGACUUUUUAUGCAUUCUCAUCCUGUCACUUAGCACAGAAGAAUGAAAAUUUCUCAAAAGAUAGAGGCUCUUGCACUCAUAA